This is a messenger RNA of Photinus pyralis (common eastern firefly), 3083 nucleotides long. RefSeq lists its product as uncharacterized. Lineage: Eukaryota; Metazoa; Arthropoda; Insecta; Coleoptera; Lampyridae. The transcript has 5 exons. Bases 363 to 3020 code for a protein of 885 amino acids. The record is from RefSeq and is a predicted model, not a curated record.
GCAGGUGCAAUAUUUCUAAAAUAUUAAAAAAAAGUGUUGUUGAAUACCUAAUCACGUGUUGUGAACCACGCACUCUUGGUGCAGUGCGCACUGCGCAGAACGCUUAACGGCUUCGUCUUAUACUUAACCUCACUUGCAACGAAUUGUUUACUACACGGUUUAUUGUUCCUUAAUUUGUUCGUGUUAAUUUAAGUGUGUGGUAUCAUUUGCUAUAUUGUGCUCCAUUAAUUUAUUCAUUUUAUUAUUAGUUUAGUUGCUAAAUUUUUGAGUGCUUUUCCGCCGGUGAAUUAUAACUACUUACCUACAUAAGCCAACUCCAAUACUCUAUUUAGUCGUGCUGUAUAUUCAAAGAAUAAAUUGCAAUGUCAAAGAGAAGGAAAUUACCGUUUAAGUUACUGUCAGCUCGCAGUCAACGUAGAAGGAUGUAUGAUACUGAUGAUGAGGAUGAUAGUACCAAUUUAAGCAAUGCAGAUAAAGAUAUUGAAACAGUCAGCUUAUCUGAUGAUCAGAAGGCCAUUCACAGCGAAUCUGUAACACGAUCCAUGCAUAAUCAAAGUGCAUUCGAUUCUAACCUCGAUUCAAACUUUGAAACAUCCCAAACUAGUUCCAAUCUUCUUGCUACGUCUGUUUCAUCAAGUUCACCAUCUUCAAAUAUGUUAAAGCUUUCAUCUACAGAUUCAGAGAGCAGUACGGCUAGUCUGUUUGAUGUAGAAUCGAAUACUAAUCCUAAGACCGAAUUAGAAGAUAUUACAAUUUUUUUACAAGAGUGGGCGUUGAAUACCAAUUGUACAACAUCUGCACUAUCUUCUUUACUUGUGGGAUUAAAAAAACAUUCUUGUUUUUCUCGUCUCCCAACUGAUGGAAGAACUCUCUUAAAAGUGAAACGGUUGUUAUCAUCUAAGCCUGUUGAUCCGGGACAAUAUGUGCAUAUUGGCCUAAAGCACCAAUUAAAAUUGAGCCACAUGUCACUGAGUAAGCGGCUGAAGAUGGAUUCUACUGCAUCCUAUUCAUCUGAUCCUAUCACUCAAGUAAGCACUGAAGCUCAGGAUGCAUCAGGAGAUAGUGAUGGAACUACACACAUUCAAAAAAAGGAAACACGACUUAUCUUUGAUGAAAAUGAGGGUAAUUUCAGAGAAGCUGUUAGGUGGAUAGGGUGGGUUGACAAAAGCCUUUUUAUUGCCGAAUUGCUGAAGAAACCACGUCGUGUGAUUAUUUUUGCGCCCAGGCGUUUUGGCAAGUCUCUGAAUAUAGACAUGGUCAAGUGCUUCUUCGAAAUUGUAGCUGGUCGAGACAUAAGCUAUGCACCUAAGAAUUUAGAAGAACUGAAAGAAUACGAAAAUUUUAAAGCAUUUUGCAGAUACGGACUGUCACCACCAUGUAAGAUAAUAAAGGAAGAAGAACUUGUUAAAGAAUACUUUGGGAGACACCCAGUUGUGUAUCUGGACUUAAAAGACCUUGAUUGCACUUCCAAAGAAACUGUAAAGGAUGGUCUCAGAGGCAUUGUACAUGAUCUCUAUGUGAAUUUUUCAUACCUGAUGAAGGACGAACGUUUAGCUGACUCACCAAGAAAAGUAAAAGCAGCAUAUGAAGCUUGUGAAGCAUGGUGUGGUAUGAAUACAUACAUGAGAGAGGAUCCAACCAUAGGUUUGCAAAAAUUGAUUGAAUAUUUACAUGCUCACCAUAAACAGAAAGUGUACCUGUUGGUUGAUGAGUUUGAUGCUCCUGCUGUGAACGCCCUGUUGGCUGGUAAAAGUGGAGGUGAAGUAAAAGAUAUCAGCAAUAUAGUAAUGUCCCUGCUUGGUGCAGUUGUGAAAGGAAAAGUGGCCGAUAAUCAUCUCUUGGGAUCACUAAUUACGGGGGUGUCAUAUCUGGGAAGCAUUGGUAUUUCUCAGCAUCUUAACAACAUACCAUUUUACAAAUGGUUACUAGAUGAUGAUCGGUUUGCUAAAUAUUAUGGUGUUGGGCAUGAAGAGCUUACUACGCUUCUUGAAAGUGUGUUCCCUGAGCAAAAAGAGAAACAAGCUUCUAUCCAACGAGAGAUAUUGGGUCUCUACAAUGGAUACUAUAUUAAAACUGAAGCUGUGUGCUGUUUAUGGUCGGUUUUGCACUACUUUCGACUUCGUGUGGAACUGAACGCUUCUGAGAUCAGAAAGACCAAUUUUUGGGCGAGUUCUAGCAUAAUUAGUGCACUUGGUAAAGUUCUUAAAAAUGAUGAUGUAAUGGAAACAAUGGUUCAUGUAGCAACAGGGGGAAAUUUCUCUUUUAUGUCCUGUGAUAAGUUGGAUGCCAAGGAUCUUGCUGACUUUUUAAAUGGUGAAAACAAUCAAGAACAACUUGUCUACUCAUUUUUCAUGGAACAAGGGUAUCUCUCCAUUGAUCCAAGCCAUCGUUCUAGCAGAUCUGUUAAAGUGAAAGCUCCAAAUUCUGAAGUCCUUACUGCGUAUCUAGAGAUGUUUAGUAAUUUCCAUGUGAAAGUUUGUGGAUUUAGUAACUUGUCAAUGCAUAAAUGUGCAGAAUAUUUUGAGUCACUACCUGAUAAAUCUGCAGAUGAACAGGAAGAGAGUUUAAGUGUUUUCUAUGAGGAGUUGAAAAAACUUUUGUCAAAGUUCCGCGGACAAAAGGUGAAGGAACGAUCAAUACAAUCUCUUAUGUUUGUUACCAUGCUCAAAGCAGACUUCAAAUAUUGCGAGAUGGAGAAACCUGUUACAAUUCAGAUGGAUGGUAAGAAAGUAACGGGAUUUAUCGACCUGUUCAUGGAAAAUGAUGAUUGUGUAGUUAUUUGGGAGUUCAAGCAUAUUGAGGGUGAUGAUCUUCAAGCAAUCAAGGAUUCUUCUUAUGAGGCUUUGAAAGAAAUCCUUUUUGGCAGCCAAGCCAAAAAAGUGCCCUAUAUUAAUAAAUUGGAGGAAGUAAAAACAAAAAAUUACAUUCUCAUUGGACUCUGCUGUGGUGAUAAAGGCAAAGCAGCAAUGUCGUGCUUAAUAAAUAACAAAGACAUCAAUAACUGUAUCUCUUUUCCAUAACUUAAUGACAUCAGUUUUGCCAUUGAUGUGUAUAUAUAGAUUGAAUAUAGUAAGUUUAUUUCA